This is a messenger RNA of Pseudovirgaria hyperparasitica, 1429 nucleotides long. Its product is annotated as FolC bifunctional protein. Gene Ontology annotation, biological process: folic acid-containing compound biosynthetic process. Lineage: Eukaryota; Fungi; Ascomycota; Dothideomycetes; Acrospermales; Acrospermaceae. The transcript has 2 exons. The record is from RefSeq and is a predicted model, not a curated record. Gene Ontology annotation, cellular component: mitochondrion; cytoplasm; cytosol. Gene Ontology annotation, molecular function: ATP binding; dihydrofolate synthase activity; tetrahydrofolylpolyglutamate synthase activity. Bases 55 to 1362 code for a protein of 435 amino acids.
GCCUCUCCAUCUCCAUCUUUGUUCUCUUUCUCACUAUCUCUCGACAUCUGUCAAAUGAUACAACCAGGUCUUGAGCGUAUCCAUCGUCUCUUGGCCAACACUCCUCUUACCUGGAAGGCCAUCCACGUCGCCGGCACCAAUGGCAAAGGUUCCAUCUGCGCGGCCCUCUCGGCCAUGCUGCAUGCCUCUGGGGUCCGAUGUGGUCGUUUUACCUCACCUCACCUGAUUGACAGAUGGGACUGCAUUAACAUCAGCGAGACACCCGUAACCAAAAAACUCUUCCAACAGGUCGAGGCUGAUCUACGCCGUCUUGACCAGGAGCAUAGCAUCAAGGCUUCUGAGUUCGAACUACUGACCGCUACUGCAUUCCGUAUCUUUAAUAGUGAGAAUCUGGAUUUCGCUGUCGUUGAAGUAGGCAUGGGAGGUCUACUUGAUGCUACUAAUAUCAUCACGAAGCCGUCCGUAACUAUAAUCUCCAAAAUAAGCCUAGAUCACCAAAACUUUCUCGGCAACACUGUGGAAGAGAUCGCCUUCCAGAAAGCUGGGAUAAUCAAAAGGGGUGUUCCUUGCAUCGUAGAUGGUAAUAAUACUCCAACAGUGCUAGAUGUAAUUCGAAAGCAGGCAAUGAUCCUAGAGGCGCCCUUGAUUGUACGCAAAUCUCUUCCUCACUUCGAAUCCAAUGAUCAGCACUGGAAAUCGUUUAAAGAGAGAAAAUACCUUCAAUAUCAAAGCACAAACCUUGGUCUCGCUUAUCAGGCUCUCGUCACAGCAUAUCAAAGUAUACAGCAGCAGCCGCCAUCGCCAUCCAUCCUCGGAACAAUUCCUCCCGAUCACUGGCCUGGCCGAACGCAAAAUAUCUCAAUUCAAAAUCUGACUGAGCGAGAGAACCCUGUUUUGAUUGAUGGAGCCCACAAUGUCGACUCUGCGCUCGUACUGAAGCAAUAUGUUCCGGAAGACCGACCUGUUACAUGGCUGGUGAGCAUGUCUCAGGGCAAAAAUUCUCGAGAGAUAUUAAAACAUCUGCUGAGAGAUGGUGAUUCUCUGGUGGCAGUUAAGUUCGGUGCAGUCGACGGUAUGCCCUGGGUCAAGGCCAUGGAACCGAAAGAACUUUGCGAGGUAGCUGGUCAGGUUGCGUCUCUGUCGCAACUCAUCGAUGGAAGCCAAGACGUUCACGCAGCAAUCCAUAAAGCAGCACAAAUUUCCCAGGAAGGUAACAUGAUCAUUACCGGUAGCCUGUAUCUUGUAUCCGAUGUUCUGCGACUCAAGAGAGACCACUCUGUAUCGGGGGCUCUUCCAGCAACUCCGACCUUCGGGCCAGAACACUUCAUGAGCAAUGAUAUUAAAACAUGGCGUUGGGACUGAUCGUAAACGGAUAAAUGUAUCAUUGAUCUUCAUAGAAUAUCAAAUAUGAUUUUGACAUGCCUCGCUG